Messenger RNA from Tinamus guttatus (white-throated tinamou), 1203 nucleotides. It is a transcript of the gene RXRG, whose product is annotated as retinoid X receptor gamma. Gene Ontology annotation, molecular function: zinc ion binding; sequence-specific DNA binding; nuclear steroid receptor activity. Lineage: Eukaryota; Metazoa; Chordata; Aves; Tinamiformes; Tinamidae. Gene Ontology annotation, cellular component: nucleus. Gene Ontology annotation, biological process: regulation of DNA-templated transcription. The record is from RefSeq and is a predicted model, not a curated record.
GCCGUCCCCCAUGAACCGCGUCAUCGCCUCCUCCCUGGGCUCCCACUCCGUCUCCCUCUCCUCAGCCCCCGGCAUGAAUUUCGUGACUCACGCCAGCCCACAGCUCAACGUCCUGAGCAAUGUCAGCAGCUCGGAAGACAUCAAACCCUUGCCAGGUCUCCCAGGGAUUGGAAGCAUGAAUUACCCAUCCACGAGCCCAGGAUCCUUAGCCAAACACAUCUGUGCCAUCUGCGGGGACAGGUCCUCAGGGAAGCACUAUGGGGUGUACAGCUGCGAGGGCUGCAAGGGCUUCUUCAAGCGGACCAUCCGCAAAGACCUGCUCUACACCUGCCGCGACAACAAGGACUGCCUCAUAGACAAGCGCCAGCGCAACCGCUGCCAGUACUGCCGCUAUCAGAAGUGCCUCGCGAUGGGAAUGAAGAGGGAAGCUGUGCAGGAGGAGAGGCAGCGGAGCCGGGAACGGAGUGAGGCCGAAGCGGAGUCCACGAGCGGCGGCAGCGAGGACAUGCCCGUGGAGAGGAUCCUGGAGGCCGAGCUGGCUGUGGAGCCCAAGACGGAGGCGUAUGGUGACGUGGGCACGGAGAGCUCGACCAACGACCCUGUCACCAACAUAUGCCACGCCGCUGACAAGCAGCUCUUCACGCUCGUCGAAUGGGCCAAGCGCAUCCCCCAUUUCUCCGACCUGACACUGGAGGACCAAGUCAUCCUCCUCCGGGCAGGCUGGAACGAGCUGCUGAUCGCCUCCUUCUCCCAUCGCUCCGUGUCGGUGCAGGAUGGCAUCCUGCUGGCGACGGGCUUGCACGUGCACCGCAGCAGUGCGCACAGUGCUGGCGUGGGCUCCAUCUUCGACAGGGUUCUGACAGAGCUGGUGUCCAAAAUGAAGGACAUGCAGAUGGACAAGUCGGAGCUGGGGUGCUUGCGAGCCAUUGUGCUGUUUAACCCUGAUGCCAAGGGCUUGUCCAGCCCUUCAGAGGUGGAGUCGCUGCGGGAGAAGGUCUAUGCCACGCUGGAAGCCUACACAAAGCAGAAGUAUCCCGAGCAGCCGGGACGGUUCGCCAAGCUGCUCCUGCGCCUGCCUGCGCUGCGCUCCAUCGGCCUCAAGUGCCUGGAGCAUCUCUUCUUCUUCAAGCUCAUCGGGGACACCCCCAUCGACACCUUCCUCAUGGAGAUGCUGGAGACCCCUCUGCAGGUCACCUGAGGCUC